AUGCCACGAGACACUUCUACCAGUCCAUCAAGAGCCACAGCGGGCGAGGAGGAGGAGGAGCAAGCCCUGCAGACCCCCCCGGCCGAUCUGGAGGCGGAGCAGCCGGUGGCACAGGCAGCACCCCGCCGCGGCCCGCCUGCACCUGCAGCGGCGCCGCCACCGCCGCUGCCUGUGCUUGCGCUAGCCGCUGGCGCGGCAGCCGUGGCGGCAGCCGUCUGCCUCCUGGUGCGGCACCUGCGGCGCCGCAGGGGCGGCAGGGUGCAGCGUGCGGCAGUGGGCAAGCAGCAGGUGUUUUCGGCGGUGCUGGCGCUGCGGGAGCCGUCGGUGCCGCUGCCGCCGCCCACACCUGCCAGCCUGGCGGGGCGCACCCUUGUGCUGUCUGAUCGGCUGGAUGUGCAGAGCCUGGAGACAGCAUUCGGCUGCCAGCCCUGGAAGAGCGAGCAGCGAGCGGCCAGCCAGACUUACGGGCCCGCAGAUGCACUGGUGGCGGCGGGAGCGCAGGGCAUUGCGGUGGUCCACGGGGAGCCUCUGGGCCUGGGGCCCCUGCUGUUCCUCAGCGGCGCAGGCACCCCCAACCCCGCCGGCAAGGGGCACACCCACGGCGGCGGCGAGUAUGGCGCUGCCGCCAGCGUGGCGGCAGGCCUGGCUGACCUGGCUCUGGCCGUGGACGAGCUGGGCAGCGCCCGCGUGCCCGCCGGCUGCUGCGGAGCCUACGCUCUGCGCACCACAGCGGGGGUGCUGCCCCUGGAGGGAGCCGCCAUCACUUCACGCAGCCUGGCGGCGCCCGCCCUGCUGGCUGCCGACCCCCAGCUGCUGCUCAAGGCGGGCCAGGCGCUGCGCCUGCCGGGAGGCGCCGCCGCCUCCACCGACGUGCUGCGCUACCUGGUGGCAGAGGACUUCUUUGCGGCGGCGGGAGAGGAGACGCGGGCGAUGAUGCCGGCCGUGGUGGCGGCCGUCAAGAGGUGGGCGGGUCCCGACCAGGCGCAGGCGCUGUCGCUGUGUGAGUGGCUCUACCACCGGGUGGCCUCGCUAGCGGCGUUCAUGCCCGACAGGAAGAAGGAGGAUGCGGCGGCAGGAAUGGAGAAGCAGCAGCGGGCGGAGCAAGUGCUGCAGGCGCUGGCAGCCGCGGCCGAGGUGGUGCGGCAGUGGGAGUUUGUGCAGGCGUAUGGCGCCUGGGUGGAGGCGCACCAGAGCCAGCUGGAGCCCUCGGUGGUGCUGUACUGGCAGGAGGCACAGCUGGUGGACGAGGGCUUGUACAGCAAGGCGCGGGCGCUGGCGGCAGAGCUGCAGGCGGCCAUGCGCGCGUCGCUGAUGGAUGGAUACAUCUUUGUGCUGCCCACCACCCCCGGCCCAGCGCCGCCAGCAGCGGCAGGCGCAGGCGGCGCUAGCGGCGGCGAGGCGCAGGCGGCACAGGCAUUCCGGGCGCGGUGUGCGCAGUUUGCUGCGGUGGCGGCGCUGUCUGGGGUGCCGCAGGUGGUGCUGCCGCUGCCUGUGCCCGGCGGCAUGCCCCUGUCUGUGUCGCUGCUGGCGCUGCAUAAGCGGGAUCUGGUGCUGCUGCAAGCGGCAGCCAAGCUGGGCCCUAUGCUGGCUGAUGAGGCGGCGGCACUGGUGGCGGAGCGCAACAACGGCGACCAGCCGUGGUGGCGGCCGCAGGCGCCAGCGCCCGCCGAGGCCGCAGCCACGGCCACCGGCGACGGUGGCAAGAAGCCUGCGGGCUCGUCCCGUGCCAAUGGCAGGCGCAAGAAGGCCGACAGCGCGCUGGAUGCGGCGACGGCGGCAGCCGAGGCGUUCAAGGAGGAUGGCAACGCGGCGUUCCGGGCUGGGCGGUACGACGAUGCGGUAAGGCAGUACGGCGCAGCGAUACAGCUGCGCCCGCAGGCUGCCGUCUACCACGCCAACCGCGCCAUGGCCUACCUCAAGCUGGGGUCCUACGGCGCCGCGGAGGCCGACUGCGACGCGGCGCUGAAGCUGGAGCUGAGCGCCAAGGCACUGCUGCGGCGCGGCUCCGCCCGGCUGGCGCAGGGCAAUGCAGACGGCGCCAAGGCCGACUUUCGGCAGGUGCUGGCGCUGGAGCCUCAGAACCGGCAGGCGCGGGAGGAGCUGCGGGGCAUUGAGGCCAUGGAGGGGGCGGCAUCGGGGGUGGAUCAGCUGGGGCCCUUCUGA
This is a messenger RNA of Chlorella variabilis, 2163 nucleotides long. RefSeq lists its product as hypothetical. The record is from RefSeq and is a predicted model, not a curated record. The transcript is spliced from 7 exons. Gene Ontology annotation, molecular function: protein binding. Bases 1 to 2163 code for a protein of 720 amino acids. Lineage: Eukaryota; Viridiplantae; Chlorophyta; Trebouxiophyceae; Chlorellales; Chlorellaceae.